CAUCAGCUGACCAGGAUGCUCUCUGCGCGCGCAGCUUCUCCUGUUCCCUUCGCCGCUGCCGGAGAGGCAGGGGGUAAAAAGGCUCAUACCGUCCCUGUCAUGGAGCGCUACGACAAGGCCGCCCUGAACGCGCUCUCGCCUCCCGAUCCCAGAAAUGAAACUUCAUUAGCUUCGACCCUAAGAACGCUCCUGUUCUUCACUACUUUAAUGAUUAUGUUACCCAUUGGGCUAUAUUUCUCAUCAAAGGUAUACGUAUUUGAAGGUUCCUUUGGAAUGUCAAGCAGAGACAGCUAUUUUUAUGCCGCAAUAGUUGCUGUGGUAGCUGUUCACGUCGUGCUCGCUCUUUUUGUCUACGUGGCAUGGAACGAAGGCUCACGGCAAUGGCGGGAAGGGAAGCAGGACUAAAAGUCGCCGCUGCAGCGUGGCAGGCAAGGAGAGGAUGUUUCCAGGUGGAGCGAAGCCCCAGAGUGUAAAGUCUAAUAGUCGGUGUUUGAAAUGGGACAAGAUGGGGUUGCAUCAUUCCCCCAUUCCAGUAGCAUUUGUAGUUUUUAAAUUACAGCUCUGACUUCAUGAGCCUCAAGACCUGGCAGAGUUGGGAAGACUAGAAGGGAGCCUCAACAGGACUACCCUGGAAUCAAUUUUCACAAUCUGUCUGCAGAGAGCUCCUGGGAAACAUUUGCUUGCUUAGUAACCUGCCUAGAACUGCUUUGAAAUGAACAUCUAGAUAAUUCGUAAAGUUGAACAUGAAGAAUUUCAGAGCUUCGCCAACAGAGUUUGGAUCAAAAAUAGUUGAAGUUCUUUUAAAUAGAUUUUAUUCCUGUGUCUUUUAGAUUGGGGGGGGGGUCAACUUCAGGAGCCUUGACUGACAGUAUGCUGGCUACACUUCAUGGUUAAACAGAACACCAGGUGCUUGAAAAAGUGGCUCCGUAUACUUUUUGAUGGAGAAGGAAGGAUGCAUUGAGUCCUGUCCAGGAGCUUGUAACUUCAGGCCACCUGUUAGCACAUUUUUGAAUGGUGGCUUUUAAUGUAGGAUACCUUUCCCCACAAAGUAUAGAGUCUACCCUAAUCUUGACUCUUAAUUCAGUUAUCCCCUUCCAAGAAAUGCUUUUCCUUAACAAUGGAAUGUUUUGCCUAAUUUCCAAGAACUGUGGUAGAAUUACCACUGGCAGCGUUACCAUAGAUUUCAGUAAUAGCGUUAGGCAGUCCUAAAAAUGUUUGUGCAUUGUUUGUUGAGACCCAAGAAUGUAUCUGUUUGUUAGUUCUACUUGGAGUAGGGCCAUUGAAUUUAGUGGACAUGAUUAACUUAGACCCGUUAAUUUCAGUGGGUCUGCUCUGACUAAAACUUGAGUGGAUAACACCCCCACUGUUUGUUUUAAUAAAUGUACCUGAUUUGUGUUGCCCUCUCACAACUGAUACUUUUAAAUAUCUUUAACAUUUCAUACUGUCACCUUUUCCAUAAUCUUGCCAAAUAGCCAUUGCUCUUCUUCCUCAACCUGUGUCUUUGUCGAUAAAUGAGUUUCUUAGCAUAGCUACGAAUGCAUGUGUAAUCAUGGACAAAUGCACAAAUCAUUUGAACAAAUUGCCACUUUUAUUGAUUAGACUGGUGGCAGCACUGAUCCAAAAUCACUUCUUGAUUUCACUGGAACCUGCUACACAGGAUUCAGCACACAAGCACAGCUGAAAUGCAGCAUUGUGCAGCUGGGAAUUGUACCUGUUUCAGUAGCUAAUGUGAAGUGCUGCUUAAGGACAAAUUUUUCCUUAAGGUGAAAUUAACUUCCACAACUUUCCUGAAUCUUGAAUAUUUUAUCAUUAUGCUUCCAAAGUUUUUACUCUGUUUUUAAAUCCUAACCUAAGAGAUAAAUCCUGGGAUUGAAAAUGUUUACAAAUGAGAACCUCCUACUUGUGUUACUAUAAAUCACUAGGAAUAUUUUAAAACGUAAGGAUGUAGAAUAGUGACAGUGUCUUAAGGGAGUCUGUAAAUAAGAUGUAUCCUUUUUAAAGGAGGAGGAAUCUAAUGUUGGGCAACAUGCUGCUGGUUCAUCUGAAUUGCAAAUUUAUUUUGUAGUAUAUUGUGUUGAAAUUUCUCUUUCCUUCCCUUAUCUAUGGAAUUGAUGUAUUAUGAACCUUUUUAAUAAAACAUAAGCAUAUAGCAUAAA
This is a messenger RNA of Podarcis raffonei (Aeolian wall lizard), 2156 nucleotides long. It is a transcript of the gene VMA21, whose product is annotated as vacuolar ATPase assembly factor VMA21. Gene Ontology annotation, biological process: vacuolar proton-transporting V-type ATPase complex assembly. Gene Ontology annotation, cellular component: endoplasmic reticulum membrane. The record is from RefSeq and is a predicted model, not a curated record. The transcript has 3 exons. Bases 16 to 405 code for a protein of 129 amino acids. NCBI's taxonomy places the organism in Eukaryota, Metazoa, Chordata, Lepidosauria, Squamata, Lacertidae.